Molecule: messenger RNA, 5571 nt
Organism: Symbiodinium natans
Lineage: Eukaryota; Dinophyceae; Suessiales; Symbiodiniaceae
Source: the annotation of a GenBank genome assembly
AUGGCGGAGAACGGCUUUGAGGUGCAGAUCUUCGACGAGCCCGAGUGGAACUUUGACCUGCCCGACCAUCGCAAGGCCUUCUUGGAGAAGCUGGAGGCCGAACGCCCCCAUGUGAUCUGGUUGGCCCCGUCGUGCACUUUGUGGACUCCGACACAGAACCUGAACUGCCAGACCCCGCUCCAGCAAGAGCUCCUUUACCUCGACAGACAAGCCCACCACGCCAGACACCUCAAGUUCGUGCGGCGCAUCUUCAAAAGAAUGUGUGCCUCAAGCGUGAUCGUAGUGGUGCAUCCUGCUUCGAGUGCCGCGUGGAGAACACCUGCCUUCCAUGGAAUGGGACGUUCUGUGCGAGUGGACCAGUGUAUGCUCGGAGCACAACUUCCAGAUGAGAGUGGCGUCUUCUAUCCCAUCCAGAAGGCCAUCCGUUUGGCAAGCAACGACGACGACCUUCUCGCCGAGCUGUCGGGCUACAGGUGCAACAAGGAGCACUACCACUUAACCUUGUUGGACAACAAUGCCAGCCUUGGGUCACGCGUGGCAGCCACAGCCGACGUUUGCGAAAUCUUCGCCAGACACCUGACGGAAGCCUAUCACCGCGGCACCCCAAUGGAGCACGGCUUUGUGGGUGAGAUAGCAAACACUUCCUCCGGCGAGGGCACCUCGGAUGACGCCGUCAUGCCUGACACUGACGCCCCAAGGCCAACCGGUGCCCUGGCGCAACUGUCGUGCACAUCCCCUGCAGUGGCUGCGCGACUCGUGGCACGAAUACAUCGAAACCUUGGACACCCAUCCAACAAGGACCUUCGAAAAAUUCUGCAAGACCAUGGAGCCGGUGACGUGGUUCUCGACACGGCUGCUGGGUACGAAUGCCCAGUGUGCGCCAGGCUGGCCCCGCCGCCACAGGUGCCCAAGACCAAUCUGCGAUCCACCUACAAGUUCAACGAACGACUGUUGGCCGACACUGUGUGGCUGCAGGUGGCGGGCAAACCAACACCCGUCUUGACCAUGCUCGACAGUGCGACGCGCUACCUCGCCGCCAGGGUCUUGAACUCCGAAACGUCCAGUGAGUUUCUGCGAGCGCUGCAGCGUGGUUGGAUCCGUACAUUUGGUGCGCCUGCAGCACUCCAUGUCGACUCACAUCGUGGUUGGGGCAGCGCUGAGGUCAGGGACUUUGCCACUGAGCACAACUUCGAGAUUGUCGUGUCACCUGGCGAGGCCCACGAGAGACUGGCGCAAUUGGAGAGACGACACCAGGUAUUGCGCAAGGCAGUCGACGUGUAUAUGGAGGAACACAACAGCAACACUAUGGAUGGGCUGGUGGAGGCUCUCACCUUCGUUGUCCCUGCCUUGAACCAAACCCUCUCUGUAGGGGGGUACAGCCCCGCGCAGUGGGUGCUGGGCUAUCAGCCCUCUCUACCUGGCUCUCUCCUCGAUUCACAAUUGAACCCCAGUCAUUUGCAUCCCACUGAAGCGUUCCAGAAGAACAUGAUGGCGCGAGCCACUGCCGCCACGGCCGUCAUCAAGGCCGAUGCAGACUUGCGGUUGCGCCGUGCUCUUUUGCGACAACAUCGUGGAGAAGCUCCUCUUCUGCAUGUCGGGCAACGGUGUUACUAUUGGCGAGAGGCAGCGGGGCCCGGACCCAGAGUUCGAUGGAAAGGCCCGGCCACAGUGGUUUUGGUUGAGCAGGGACAUCGUGCGCUACCCACCGUAUACUGGCUGGUGCAUGGUACUGCGCUCAUCCGCGCCGCCCCAGAACACGUGCGGCCCGACAUCGAGUCGACCACGCUGGCUGGCUCCGGCCGCGACCUUCUGACCUUGGUCCGCGACGUGCAGAACAGAGGUACCACCACCUACACCGACCUCGUCCGCACCAACAAGAAGCGCGCCCUCACCGAUGUGGCCCCGGACUCUGACGAGGAGAUGUUCGAGCCUGACGCCGACGACCCUCGCUUCACUCCUGGUCCUUUUCCGCCCGGAGGUGCGGUCGGCCCGACCUUGUCUUCUACGACGAGCACUGGGUUUCCGCCAGCCUCGCCGAUACCAACUGCUGAGACGCCAGACGUGCCAGAGCUCUCCACUGUCACGCCUACCUCCUUGGCGCCUACCUCACCUGUGGUUUCCCCCAUGCUGCCGGAGAACCUUCCCAAGGUGCCUUCCGACCUCAUCGACACCGACCUGGAACAGUAUUCCCCUUCAGCUUCUGACCGCCCCGCCAAUGCUGCCGACCAUGACCAGGAGGACAACAAGCCUCAAGAGCAACAGCAACAGCAAGUCGGUGGAGCCAUUGCAGCUCAGGCCAUACAUCCAUCAUAUGCCCCCCAGCCAGGCGAGUCAUUUCAUGAACGACGUGCCCGCCUGGACAGACAGGAAACCAUUGCCUACGGACCUCAGCUCCGACGCCCUGAGUCCGCCUCAACGCCAUACGGCCCCCGCCCUGUCACAGACCAGCGACCGCCAACCGCAGCGCAAGCCAAGGAGAGCCUGGUGGAGCAGUCCUUCUUGGUCGACGUGCUGCCGCCCGAUAGUGCUGACGCACCAGGCCUACACGAAAACUUGCCUGCCGGAUGGUUCGUUGAGGAUGGCUACCUUUGCCUUGAACCUAUCCACGAUGUCUGGGAGAUGAAGGGCAACCAGCUGAUCCGGCACCACUACGUGGCCAGAGACACUCUCUUCCAUCCCGAGGAGACCGGCGAUUGCCCCAUUCCGACAAGUAUGCUGACAAAGACCCGACACACAUGUAUCGGAAGCCACCGUCACGAAGAUAGAUGGCGCUCCGGGACAUCUACACCCGCCGAGCCCUGGACCGGCCGCACCAUCUUCAAGAUCCAGCCCCGGGACAGGCGGGGAGCAUCCGAGGCCUUCUACACGGCAUCAGCUGGACAACACACAUAUGCCGGAACCGCAGCCAAGAGGAAAAAGGACGCCAAGAGCCUGACUGAGAGAACAAUGAGCCUGUCCGACCGCCUUGCAUUCAUGGAGGCCAAGAGGAAGGAGCUGGCAAGCUUUUUCACUAACAACGUCUGGGAGUUUUCAACCGAAGACGAGGCAGUACCCGGCCGUGUCCUGAAGGCCCACUUCAUUUUGAAAUGGUCAAAGCAUCCAGAUGGAUCGCCCCGAGCGAAGGCCAGGCUGAUUACGCAAGGCUUCCGCGAUCCCGAUGCCCUGGCUGGCAAUCUGGAAUCUACUUCGCCAACUUUGUCUCGUCUCGGACGGUCGUGCCUCCUGUCCUUGGCCGCGAACAAGAGCUGGGGAACCUUUGUUGCUGACAUAUCAACGGCUUUCCUUCAAGGCCAAGAGCAUCCUGCCGAAAGGACUCUCUGGAUUCGGCUUCCCAAGGACGCCAGGGACUUGCUGGGCAUUUCGAGCGAAAAGACAUGCAUGAGGCUUCGCAAACCCAUGUACGGGCUGAUCGACGCACCACGAUCUUGGUAUCUUGAGGCUGUUCGUCGAUUGCAAACAAUUGGCUUUGUCCGGCACCCUCUUGAUGGCUGCCUCUUCUGCUACUAUGCCCUCGACGCCAAUGGAGCCCAACAGCUGGUCUGUGCAAUUGGUCUACACGUCGACGACUUGUUGGGCGUGGCCGACCAACCGCACCCCGCAUACGAGCAGAUCAAGGCCGAUCUCAAGAACCAGUUCGCGUUCCGAGACUUCCGGGAGAACCAGAACGACUUUGAGUUCCUGGGUGCCAAGCUGUCUCAGCUCGACGAGGGCGGCUUCCGAUACGAUCACCAGGACUACCUCCACAAGGUGAAGCCCAUCCCCAUCGAGAAGAACAGACAGGCCGCCGCAGAGGAGCCAGUGACCGAGAAGGAACGCACUGGCUUGAUCGGGGCAACUCAAUGGGCGGCCACGCAGACCUCGCCACACUUGCAGGUCAUGACUUCCAUGCUUGCUGGCACCGUGCAAAAGAGCACCGUCAACGACCUCCUGGCAGCCAACAAGAUGCUUCGCUUUGCAAAGGCCAACAACGACGCAGCUUUGGAGUACACGCCCUUGGGCGACCUCAACGACCUCACCUUCGUUGCUUUCUCUGACGCUGCUUUUGCCACAAGGGACGACCUGGCCAGCCAAGGCGGCUACCUCAUCCUUAUGGUCCACAAGGACGUGGUGGAGUCUGGAGUUGUCGGGCGAUACCACGUCCUGGACUGGCGGUCGUUCAAACUACCCAGAGUUGCUCGUUCCACCUUGGCCGCUGAGUCUCAGGCAGCCUCCGAAGCUGCCGACUGCUUGCACUACACCGUGUGCUUCUACAAGGCCCUUCUGGACCCCGACUUGAAGUUCAACUCCAAGGACGCCUUCCUCUGGCCAAACAAACCAGCGCUGGUGGUGGACGCAAAGUGCCUCUACGACCUCCUGGCCCGCGACGAGCUUCAAGCCACUUCCGGUUCAGACAAAAGAACAGCGCUGGAGACACUCACCACGAAAGACAAGCUCAAGGAGAUCGGCGCUACAACGCGCUGGAUAUCUUCGGAAAGACAAUAUGCCGAUGGAUUGACCAAAAACUCGGCAGCGCAGCUGCUUGCCAACCGGUUGCGAACACACCAGGUCAAGCUAGUUGCGGAUGAGACUUACCAGGCCGCCAGGAAGAAGACAGCCCAAGAACGAGCGCAGUCGGCCAACCAGUUCGCCUUGCCGAGAGCCCGCGCAGGUCAAGGCGCUGUUGGUACAGCUUUCUUUGUCACCAGCGUGGUCGCCAACAUCGUACCAACCACCGCCGCCGAGCUCUACCCGGCCGUGGUCCAGACUGCGAUGCGCCAACAUGUCCCCUACACCGACGUCUUGCUUGACGUGCUGGCCUCUUUGACCACCGUUCUGUGCUUCUUCAUUGGCUUUCUGACGUUGUACUGCGGCCCUCCGGAGCGCUUGGUCAAAGUUUGUCGACGCUGCUGGUCCAGGAGCAUCCAGUACCGCAACGGCAUCGACAUCGACGUCCAGACCGAGAGCAUCCAGUACCACAACGGCAUCGACAUCGACGUCCAGACCGAGACCGUCCAGUACCACAACGCCAUCGACCUCGACGUCCAGACCGAGACCGUCCAGUACCGCAACGCCUUCGACAUCGACGUCCAGACCGACAACGCCAUCGACAUCGACGUCCAGACCGAGACCCUGCAGUACCUCGACGGCAUCAACGUCAACAUACAGACCGACCACGUUGCCAACGCCCACGUCCAUGUCCAGACAGACUUGCAACGUGCUCGACAAGGAGUGACCUUGGAACAAGCCUUCGCCAUCAACCGGGAUCUGGCCCACCGACUGCGAGCGCUACAGGACUACGUUCGACGUUUCCAGAACUACAGGGCCCGCUACCACACCCUUGGCGACGUGUACUUGUGUCCCUUCGGCGAGGUCUACCACCACAGCUUCGAGUGUGCCAACCAACGUACCGAUCGAGUACCUGUUCGACGCCGACCCUGCAAUACGUGCUGCAACGAGGUCAUAGAGGGCAUCCCUGGCUUGCCUCCCAUUCCCGCACCACUCCUGGCCGCAGUCAUCAAUGUCCCUGAGGCCCCGACAGCAAGGCCUACGUCAGCCGCAGCCUCUUCGACAGCUGCACUGACACCGGACUGA